AUGCGGCUUAUCAACACCGAAAAUCUACACAUUCAAAGUUUUCCUGGCCCUGAAUUGCCUAAAUAUGCCAUCCUCUCUCAUACCUGGACCAAUGACGAGCCAACCUUGGCAGACGCUCAAGGCGGCCUUUUGGGAACAAGUUCAAAAGCAGGAUGCCGAAAGGUUAGAGACUUCUGUAGACUGGCACGACAAGACGGCUUCUAUUUCGCUUGGGCCGAUACCUGUUGUAUCGACAAGACUAGCAGUAGCGAGCUGACCGAGUCCAUCAACUCCAUGUUCCAAUGGUAUGCGUCAGCCGACAUCUGUUAUGUCUACCUUGCCGACCUUGGGAGCGAUGCUUCGUCAGACACCAUGGCCUCGUGCAGAUGGUUCAAAAGAGGUUGGACUCUUCAAGAGCUUAUUGCACCGAGUACGCUACGAUUCUAUGACAAUGAAUGGAAUCUCCACGGUUCAAAGAUGGAGUUUGCCGAUCAGCUUCUGCAGAUCACCAACAUUCACGAAGCUGUCCUUAGAGACCGGGCGUCAUUACCCAUGAUUCCAGUUGGAAGAAGGAUGUCAUGGGCAGCAAAUCGUCAAACAACACGGCCAGAGGAUAUGGCAUAUUGCCUAAUGGGAAUAUUCGACGUCAAUAUGCCCUUGAUAUAUGGGGAAGGACGGAAGGCCUUUAUACGGCUUCAGGAGGAGAUCAUGAAGAACGACAACGAUCUCAGCAUCUUUCUAUGGCGGUCAGCUCCCGGUCCAAAGUAUCGUGGUAUACUUGCCGAGGAUCCAUCAGAAUUUGCUUGUGCCUCUCGCCUCAGAGCUGGGGUCGCCGGCAUGGAUAGUCCGCAGUCCACCAUGACCAACAAGGGUGUCAAGAUCAAGGUUGCCCUCGCAGAUAACAAUCAG
Fusarium vanettenii 77-13-4 is the source of this 888-nucleotide messenger RNA. RefSeq lists its product as uncharacterized. NCBI's taxonomy places the organism in Eukaryota, Fungi, Ascomycota, Sordariomycetes, Hypocreales, Nectriaceae. The annotation marks the transcript as partial. The transcript has a single exon. The record is from RefSeq and is a predicted model, not a curated record.